CAGGAGCAAGAGAGAAGCGCGCGACCAGUAUCUUACCCUCCUCACAUCCUCCUUUUUAGAAACCGUCCUUUCCUCCAAGUCGGGGACAAGGGAGGAUAGUGAGACCUAAAGGAAAGCGAGACUGGCGGAUAAGAUGGAGGUGUGCGAGAGAGUUUUCGGUUUGGCCGUGGUGACUAGUGUUCUGUGUGUCGGCUCGGUUCUGGGAAAGUACGUCAAAGGAAUCGUCAAUACCAAAGAGGACUGGGUUUUCCUCACGAGGUUCUGCUUCCUCACGGAUUUUGGGCGAUUGGACUUUCGGUUUCGAUACCCCAAGUCACGCUGCUGUCAGAACAUACUGCUGUAUUUUGAUGACAGCUCUCAGUGGCCCGCAGUGUACAAGAGGCCCGACAAGGACUGCUACCAGAAGGAGGCAGUAUUAAGACCUGAGAAUAACCAGGUUAUCAACCUCACCACCCGCUACACCUGGUCUGGCUGUAUGGUGGAGGGCGAGGGGGCAGAGGAGACCCUCAGCUGUGUGGGUGGCCGCAGCUUCCGUUCGGUGAGGGAGAGAUGGUGGUACAUCGCUCUCAGCAAGUGCGGGGGGGACGGGCUGCAGUUGGAGUACGAGAUGAAACUGACCAAUGGGCAGUCUUUCUGGACUCAACACUUCUCCGCUGAUGAGUUCGGUAUCUUAGAGACAGACAUCACCUUCCUCAUCAUCUUCAGCAUCGUCUUCAUGCUGUCCUGCUACUUCGCUUACACUCUGAAAGGAAGGCAGCUGCUCCACACCACCUACAAGAUGUUCAUGACGGCUGCUGGAGUGGAGGUGCUCAGCCUGCUGUUCUUCUGCAUAUACUGGGGCCUCUACGCCAGGGACGGGGUGGGGAACAACGGCAGCCUGAAGAUUCUGGGGAAAUUACUCUUCUCUGUGAGUUUCCUGGUCUUCCUGCUGAUGCUGAUCUUGCUGGGGAAGGGCUUCACAGUGACCAGGGCAAGAAUCAGCCAUAGUGGCUCCGUCAAGCUGUCAAUCUACAUGACCGUCUACACCAUCACCUAUAUUAUUCUCUUCAUAUAUGAGGCCGAGUUCUUCGACCCGGGCUGGGUCCUCUACGCGUACGACAGUCUGGCCGGCUACGGGCUGAUGGGGCUGCAGCUGCUGGCCUACGUGUGGUUCUGUUACGCCGUGCUGAUCUCCCUCAAGCACUAUCCCGAGAAGCAGCCCUUCUACAUCCCCUUCUUCACCGCAUACACUCUGUGGUUCUUUGCGGUGCCUGUCAUGGCUCUGAUUGCCAAUUUCGGGAUCCCGCGUUGGGCCAGAGAAAAGAUAGUCAACGGAAUCCAGCUGGGAAUCCAUCUCUAUGCCCACCUCGUCUUCCUGGCUAUCACACGACCCUCUGCAGCCAACAAAAACUUUCCGUACCACGUCCGGACGUCCCAGAUAGGGAUCCUGCUGUCGAGCCCUGAUGGAACCGGGGCAGAGAGCUUUCCCCACCACGCCUAUGGGAACAGCUCUUUCCUGGGGGACUCCCAACCCAACUUCACCGAGCUCUUCUCCAUACACUCGGGCACGGUCAAGUCAGUGGAGGAGACGGUGGCCCGGAAGGGUCAAGCUGUGCCGAGGAACAGCGAGCAAAAGAUCAUCACCACGACGGCUGAUCUGACCAUCCUGCCCCCACCCCCUCCGCCUGUGCCCGCCCGCGUGUCCUCCAACUCUCCCCCGCCACCCAGACUCUCCUCCCACUUCACCGAGUAUUUCAGCAUGCAGGGGGGCGGGAGCGUGGGAUCAAAAGCAUAACCGAGAGAGAAAGAGAGAGAAAGAGAGAGAGAGAGAAGAGGGAGGGGAGGGUCAAGCUACAGUGAGAAAGAGAGGGAACAUCAGGAAGGUAAGAGAACAGAGGGGUAAAGAGGAGACAAGGAUAUAAGAUGAGGUUUACAGAGGAACAGCAUAGGGAAGGCACUCUGCAGAGGAGAAGGAAAGGAGAGUGGGAGGGAUGUUCUGUACCGUUUAGGCCAGGAGGGGUGAGAGCUGGACCUCAAAAGAUCUCAGAAGCAAUAAAUAUUUCCUCAAGAGCUUAGAGUGAAGAAAUGGGAAUCCACACUAUGGAUGUAGACAGUAGAAGACUGGCACUAAAAUAACAUGUUGGCAGAGAGCCAGGGGUCUGACUGCAAAAAACAAAAGAAAACAGAACAAGCGGGAUAAAGACAGACUGCAUGAAAACAUUAUUUUAAGGAAAUGUUACAUUUUGUUGGAAAUCUUUCAUUAUUAUGAAGCAAUGUGUAAAUAGUUGCAAUGAAUUUCAGAGCGUGCACUUACAGUGCCAGGGUUUCCAAUACAAAAAGGGAAGCAUUUUUUUAUUGCUUUUAGGUUGAAUUCAAAAUGGUGCUGUGGUUGUUCAAAUUCUCGUGCCAUCACAAAGUACGAGAUCAAGGCGUCCACUUCCUUCAUUUGAAAUGACACAAACUUGUUCCAUCUCUGCAUGUGACAGAUUUGGAUAAAGCAAACAAAAUUACUCGUAAUAUAUUUUCAGGAUUAAUGUAAUUAAUUUGUACGUAGAUUGCACUACACUGAAUCAAUAUGGGAUGUUAAUGUGUGAAAUGUCAAGUAUUCUGUGGAAAUCUUUACAGUUGUUGUGAACAUGCAUGUCUGUACCCGUUCCGAACGGAUAUAUUCAGCCUUUUCUUGUGGCCGUUAAGAUAAUGCUUGUUCCCUGUACAUCCAUUAUUUUGUUUCAGGUCAGAAUGUCUAAUGGCUUCACUUGUCAUUUCCAACAAAAUGCACUACGGUACUUUAGCACAGUGAGUCACAGGAACGUACACGAGUGUAAUUUAAAUUAAUGAGAUCAUCAUACUUGUAGCUAUAAGUGAAUGGAGGGUAUUAAAAGUACGUAAUGUAAGGUAUUUUUUCAAUGCCAUAUUGGUUUUGAAAGUCAGGAUACACGAAAAAAGGGAAAGGUUGUUUUGAACAAUAGAAAGGAUGUAAUUUCAUGGUCACCCUGUAUUUAAUGUGCAAAAUGUGAAGUCUAUAGAUAACAAUAACCUUUGGUACAACACAUUCAAAGGAGUUGCAAAUGAUUUCCCUUAUUCAUUGAAAUGUACCAUCUUACAUGUAAACAUGGUUAACCAUUCGUUUACAAAGAUAAUGGUCUAUUAAUUCUGUUUAGAGCACUUUAAAGUCCCUCUAUUGUCUGUCCGUUUCACUAUGGCAACACAGGCCAAUGUGACUUGUAGCCUGGAGAUUGGCUAGUUUGAGAAAAUUUGGAAACACGUUAUAUCUGUUAAAAUGUAUGACAAAUGUCAAAAUGUGGUCUGUGUGUGCAAAUUAAACACUCAUUUGUCAUUUGCAA
Messenger RNA from Conger conger (European conger), 3323 nucleotides. RefSeq names its product transmembrane protein 145 (gene tmem145). Gene Ontology annotation, biological process: response to pheromone; G protein-coupled receptor signaling pathway. The coding region runs from base 134 to 1774 and encodes 546 amino acids. The transcript is spliced from 15 exons. Lineage: Eukaryota; Metazoa; Chordata; Actinopteri; Anguilliformes; Congridae. The record is from RefSeq and is a predicted model, not a curated record.